Molecule: messenger RNA, 4312 nt
Organism: Phalacrocorax carbo (great cormorant)
Lineage: Eukaryota; Metazoa; Chordata; Aves; Suliformes; Phalacrocoracidae
Source: RefSeq, a predicted model, not a curated record
CUCCGCCGCCGGCCCCGCUCCGCCCCGCUCCCUCCGCCGGGCCGGGCCGGGCCGGGCCGCGGGGCCAUAAAGCGCGGCCGGGGGUGCGGGCCGGCUUAGCUCUGCUGCGCUGCGCCAUGGCCGCGGCCCGGCGCCGGGUGUCGCUGGGGCUGGGGCUGGCCGGGGCGGCCUGCGCCCUCCUGGGGCUCUGCCUGCUGCUGGUGGGGCCCCUCAUCAUCAAGGAGCAGGUCAUCAAGAAUGUCAGGAUUGACCCCAGCAGCAUCUCCUUCAGCAUGUGGAAAGACAUUCCUGUUCCUUUCUACAUGUCGGUGUACUUCUUUGAAGUGCUGAACCCCAAGGAGGUCCUCCAGGGAGCAAAACCGAUGCUGAACCAGCGUGGACCCUACGUUUACAGAGAGUUCAGGUAUAAAACAAACAUCACAUUCCAUGACAAUGACACCGUCUCCUACCUGGAGUACCGGAAACUCUUCUUCCAGCCGGAGUUGUCCAAUGGCAGCGAAGAAGAGUACAUCGUUGUGCCAAACAUUUUGAUGAUGGGAGCAGCUGUAAUGAUGGAAAACCUGCCAAACUUUGUGAAGCUUUUACUGAGUGGAGCCCUGGCUGGCCUGAAACAGGAGGCGUUCAUGAACCGGACAGUAGGGGAGAUCAUGUGGGGGUAUGAAGACCCUCUUAUAGACACAAUAAAUAUGUUUGUUCCUGGCCUGAUCCCAUUCAAGGGGAAAUUUGGCUUAUUCAUAGAUUUUAACAACUCCAAUUCCGGACUGUUCACUGUGAACACGGGUGUGAAGAACAUCAGUAGAGUUCACAUGGUGGAUUCAUGGAAUGGACUAAAGAAGAUGAACUACUGGCGGAGCAGCGAGUGCAACAUGAUCAAUGGGACUGCAGGGGAGAUGUGGCCACCGUUCAUGUCCCCAACAUCAUUAGAGUUCUACAGCCCUGAUGCCUGCAGAUCUAUGACACUGGUGUACGAGCAGUCUGGGAAGUUCCAGGGUGUGCCCAUCUAUCGCUUCGUGGCACCAAAAACUCUCUUUGCCAAUGGCACGGACUAUCCACCCAACGAAGGCUUCUGUCCCUGUAUGCAGUCUGGCAUCCUGAACGUCAGUACCUGUAGGCAAAAUGCACCGAUGUUCAUUUCCCAUCCUCACUUCUACAAUGCCGACCCAGCCCUGGUGAAUGCUGUCGAGGGCCUCCACCCCAGUAAGGACCAGCACGGACUCUUCCUCGAUGUGCACCCGGUGACAGGCAUCCCCAUGAACUGCUCCAUCAAGCUCCAGCUGAAUUUGUACAUGAAGCAGGUGUCUGGCAUAAUUCAAACGGGGAAGAUUAAGCCAGUGGUCCUGCCGCUGCUGUGGUUUGCAGAGAGUGGAUCCAUUGAAGGCCCAGUCCUAAAGCAGUUUUACACCAACCUGGUGCUGAUCCCAUCCCUGCUGGACUACCUCCAAUAUAUCUUCCUUGGGCUGGGUAUCUUGCUUAUUAUCUCAGCAGCUGUACUCAUGGCAAUGAGUCAGGAUCACAAAAAUCAACAAAUCAUUAAGGUUGGAAGGGACCUCUGGAAGUCAUCUAGUCCAUUCCCCCCUGCUCAGGCAGGGUCACCUAUAGCUGGUUGCCCAGGACCAUGUCCAGAUGUCUCUUAAUAUCUCCAAGGAUGGAGAUUCCCCAACCUCUCUGGGCAAUCUCUUCCAGUUUUUACAGUUUUCACAGUUUAAAAAAAAAAAAAAAAAAAAAAGAAAAAAGGUGUUUCCUAAUGUUCAUAUGGAGCCUCCUGUCCUUAAGUUUGUGCCCAUUGGCUCUUGUCCUGUCCCCUGGACACCACUGAGAGCCUGGCUCUGUAUUUACAGCUUCCCUUCAGAUACUUGUAUGCAUUGAUAAGAUCCCUGUGAGCCUUCUCUUCUCCAGGCUAAACAAUCCCAGCUCUCGUGGCCUUUGCUCACAUAGGAGAUGCUCCAGUCCCUUAAUCAUUUUAGUAGCCCUUUGCUAGGGUCUUUCCAGUAGCUCCAUCUCUCUUGUCCUGGGAAACCCAGAACUGGACCCAGCACUCCAUGUGUGGCCUUAACAGAGAUGAGUAAAGAGGAGGGAUCACCUCCCUUGACCUGCUGGCAACACUCCUAACGCAACCCAGGAUACCAUUAGCUGCGUUUGCUACACGGGCACACUGCUUGCUCGUGUUCAACUUGGUGUCCGCCAAGACCCUCAGCUCCUUUUCUGUCAAGCUCUGAAGAGCUGGGUGACCCCUAGUGUGUACUGGUGCAUAGGGAUGUUCUUCCCCAGGUGCAAGACUUAGCACAUCCUCCUGUUGAACCUCAUGAUGUUCCUGCCAGCCCACUUCUAGAGCCUGUUGAGGUCCCUCUGGAGGGCAGCAUGACACUCUGGUGUAUCAGCCACUCCUCCCAGUUUUGUGUCAUCAGCAGACCUGCAUAUCAUUAAUAAAGAUGUUAAACAGAUUUGACCCAGUAUUGACCCCUGGUGUACACUGCUAGUUACUGGCCUCCAACUAGACUUCAUGCCACUUCUCAUGACCCUCUUGGCCUGGUUGUUCAGCCAGUUUUCAAUCCACCUUGCUAUCUGCUUAUCCAGCCCCUACUUCAUGGCUUCUCUACAACGAUCUUAUGGGAGAGAGUGUUGAAAGCCUUAGUGAAGUCCAGGUGGACAAUAUCCACUGCUCUCCCCUCACCUGUCAGGUUGGUCAAGCAUGAUUUCCCCUUGGUGAAGAUGUGCUGACUACUCCUGAUGACUUUCUUGUCCUUCAUGUGCCUGGAAAUGGUUCCCAGGAUUAGCUGCUCCAGCAUGUUCCCAAGGAUUGAAGGGAGCUGACUGGCCUGUAGUUCCCCAGGUCUUCCUUCUUGAACUUCAGGAUAGGAGUGAUGCUUGCUUUCCUCCAGUUUUUGGGCCAACCUCUCCCCAUUGCCAGGGUUGUUCAAAGAUCAUGGGGAGUGGCCUUGCAGUGAUAUUAGCCAGCUCCCUCAGCAGUCAUGGGUGCAUCCCAUCAGGGUCUGUGGGUUUAUGGAUGUCUAGGAUGCUUAAGUGUUCUCUGACCUCAUCCUUUUCCACCAAGGGUACAUCUUCCUUGCUCCAGACUUUCCCCUGGUCUCUGGGGUUCCCUGCCUCAUUCAGCAACAGGCCUACAUGUCCCCUCAUCUUCCUUUGGUCACCUGUGUACUUACAGAAGCUGUUCUUGUUGUCUCUGACAUCCCUGGCCAGAUGCAAUUCCAGUUGGGCUUUGGCUUUCCUAACUUCAUCCCUGCAUGCUGGGAGAGUGCCUCUGUAUUUCUGCCAGGUUAUGGGUCCCUGCUUCCACCUUCUGUACGCUUCCUCUUUGUGUUUGAGUUUGGCCCCGAGCAACUUGUCCAUCUGCACAGGCCUGCUGGCAUUUCUGCCUGACUUGGGCUGCUUGUUGGGAUGGACCGUUCUUCAGCUUGGAGGAGGUGACCCUUGAAUAUCAAGCAGCUUUUUUGCCCUGACUAUCUCCCCUCACCUGAGCCCUGUAGUCACUUUCUGGGUGGCCCUGCUGGUAUCAUUGGUGCCCACACAGAAGAAGCAGUGGGUAAUAGUCAAAGGGUUGGAUAAGCCUCACAAUCCCUCCACAACACCCUCGAUCCAGGUCCCCAGCAAGCAGCAAAUGUCUCUAGAUGACCGGUCAGGUAGGCAGAUGGGUGCAUCCGUCCCCAGCAGCAGGGGGUAACCCACUACUGUCACUUGCUGCUUCAUCCUGGGGGUCUUGCAUGAUUUAGGAUCAGGGUGCCCACGUGAUCUGCUUGAAAGCAUAUCUGGCUCCUCUUCAACUUUGAGGGUGGAGAAUCUAUUUUAUAGUUAUAGUAUACCUUUAGGUGGAGCAGGAGACUUUCUCUUGGUGCCAGAAGGCACCAGCUUCCAUCCUUCACCUUUCCCAGAGGUUGUGCUUACCAUUACGCUAGGGAUGGGUGCUGUCUGUGUCUCUACGGCAGCUGGGAUCUGAGGGUCUUCAAGCUGUUUUGCCCUGAGAAGAUCCAGUCCACCUCCCUUUCAUCUCCUCUGAUGCUGUGCAGCAUGCUGACUUUGCCCUGUAGCUCCUCCACUUGAUGACACAGCUCUUCAGGCCGGGUGUUGCGGGGUGUUACAGGUGUCAGUGGGCAGGAAUGGAAAUAACUUCAUUUUGUUAGAGGAGGAGAUGCAAAAAUCUUAAAUUUAAGCAGCCUUCAAAAAAGGGCCAUGUGAAAGGUCAAGAGGUUCAGGGCAUGUGUGUCCCCAGUGGGGAUGUGAUGACACCUGUGCACUGUAAGGUGUGACCACAGUGCCACCGGGGCGGGCAUGGCUGUAACCGCUGUCCUCUCCUCCU